CACGCGAUCGGUUGUUUUUGCUGGAUUUUUUUUUGUUAUUCUUGCCCGCGAGGGUUGGAUCGAUCUGUAGGGAUUUGGAUGCAAAACGUUGCCAAUACUCGUUGGUUUGGCUGCCGUCUCUCUCGUGCUCUCCUCUCCCGUUGUUAUCCUCGUUUGCGCGCGGGAGGUUUUUGGGACCGGGGUUGAGGGGGCGUGUCCUUGAGAUUCGUGCGGCCGAUGAUUAGUCGACAGCUAUGGCAUGGCAUCUGAUACGAGGGAAUCUGGGGGCUUUUGCCGCCGUGAGCCGUGGAGGAAAUCUGAAGGUUUCAGUAGUGCUCUUUGUCUUUCGGGAAAUGGGUCUGUCAGACUGUCUCCAUGGAAAAUAUGGGCAGUGGAAAAUACUUUCCUUGGAACUGUAGAUGACACUGUUUGAUACUGUUAGUUUGAAAUAGAGGAUAGAAUAGGGGAUGCUUAGUUACAAGGUUGUGAUGGACUGUCUGUUUCUGCAUUAUCUGAAAUUAUGCUAUAUGACUGUAUUUGACCAUUAUUAUGGUCCCAUUGCAUGAGUCAUUCAGUUGAGUUGUGCCAUCAUGCUGCGCACCGUUCUGGUCUUAUCUACCCAAACUUCAUACAUCAUUUGCUUUGAUGUCCCUGAUGGGCCACCGUGCAAUAGAGAUCUUUAUGUGCACCUCUAUGAUGCAAUGCAAUGCGAUGUACACAAUCACUGAAUCUGCAUCGAGACUACACAAGAAAGCUGGUCAGCUAAACUGGCUGACUGACUGACUUUAUCCUCGUCGAGGACCGAUUACGUCACGAAGAAACUACAGGAUGGCAAGUGUGCUGCAUGAACACACCACACAUGCCGCACUCGAUGGCCUGUGCAUAGAAUCUGUAACAAUAUAAUUAGAGUCCAUGCAACGUUGAACCUAUUAUAUUGCUCUCUGUCUUAGGUAGUGCCCAUCUGUGGCCCACUCGUGUGCCGCCUCGUUGCUUUGUGGCUCAGUCAGGCAAGCAGCACAAAAGGGAACGAAACAACCAAUAUAUACGUUAAUUGUUUGGAUUCAUGUCAGUGAAGGAGUACAAGCCGGAAAGAGGUGCUCUGCAUGGUCUUUGGAAUCCUAGAUACAAAGAUAUAGCAUGCAAGUGCACCUAAUGAUUCAUUUUAUAGGAAGGAGAGCGUACUUAACCAAUCCCUUGCAAAAGCGGGGGUUUAAGUUCAGAAAAUUGAUGAUUUGGGACUGCAGUGGAUCAUUUGUGAAUGUUUGACCAGUAUGCUGGCUCCAGUCUAGGUAGUGGCUGGAUCACUGGAUGCAAUGCUGUGCUGAGUAAUAUAUCCUGGUCAUUUCGUACAUAUAUUCUAUAAAUUUUACAUGGGGCACCACGGGCUCAGAUGGUACAUAUUUCUAUGUACACAUAUACUUAGAUGUCUAGUAAGAAACAAACUAACAGUUCGAAGAUAUAUGUGCUAUUAUCAUAAAAAUACAAAAUUACUUUCAUUUAUCUAUUCGUUGGAAAUUGGAAUAUAGUUUUGGGAAGGAUAUUUUGCCAUCAAAUACAGAUUAAUCUUAAGUUUCAACUUGAUAGUUUAUCAGUUCAUGCCCAAAAAUCUGCAUAUUUUGAAGGUCUUGUUGGUCCCACCAGUAAAAAAAGCACUUGGUAGAACACAGGGUUGUUGCCGAAGAUUUUUGUGCUCUGUUACAAGUCUUAAUUUCUAAUCUGAGUAUGCUUGAUACCAUAAAAGCUAAAGGCUCGAGCUGUUCUUGGUUGUGUAAAAGCAGAGAAUCAAAGCAUGUUAGGGGCUAUCAAGUGACCACUUCCUUUGGGGUUUGGUCAUGGUCAUGCAUUGAAGCACUUCCCUAGGAGAGAAUCCAAACUAGCUUUUGGCCCCUCAGUUUUUUUACACGACUCCAUGAUUUGUGCCUGCUUCUCCUUUCACUUCACCCAAGAGAAUGGAAUGGAAGAGAAGGCAUAUCAUCCUAUGGUUUUGAAACCUAUAUCUUCUUUUGGUAGCAUCUACUACCACGACUGCUAGUACUUGUAACUAGCACAGUAACAUAAAAGUAAUGAAAUAGACGGAGUAGAUAAAAAGCGAAAGGAAAUCCACUAAUGUAAAGCCUCAAGGAUGAGCAUGAUAAAGGGCAAGGGAAACAACACAGUAGAUGUAAAACAACUGAAAAUUAAAGGGUUGUUCAAAGAGUUCUAAAGACAGUGGUCAACCCCACCCUUGAGGGUUACUUACCUCUUGGUUUAGCUGUGUAUUGAUGAUACUCAGGCAUUCUCUCCAGUUAUGCACCAGCUCCUCCCUUUGCUUUCUGCCCAGGAAUAAUUUUUCAUCUCGAUUUGUGCAUAGGGAGUUUCAUUAUGAGACAAUGGCAUCUUUCUCUGCAUUCGAAAAUUCUCUUAUAACGAAAAAGAUAAAGCCUAGUUCUCAUUGCUUACAGCUCAGCAAUCCAAUUCGCUAUGUCUUGAUUUGUAGUUUUUCCUUUUCUUUCUUUUCUGUCACUUUCACCCAUUUAAUUCUGUAUCAGAUAACCAUGUGGCCAUCUGCCAGUAUGCUUUUGCGUUAAGAUUAAACAACAUUGUGGACAUGAGUAGAGACUGCUAUUUUUAGUAUACGUGGACAAUGGUGUGUCUAUCAGUAGCCCGUUGUUGAUCAAAGUGAGGAAAACCCCUUGGGGCCCAAGUGAAGUGGUAUAUCAAUUCACAAUGAGUUUUUGCCAAAAGUAAGAUAGCUGAGGUUAUUUGCUGAGCUUAUAUGCUGAGCAGAAGUGGGGUGAAUUGUAUUUGCUUGUCAACCAUAUCAUAUUUGUUUAAAGACAUUUGUUUUUCUUUGCAUGAACUGAAUUAAUGUUUUUUUACUGUCUUGCAUUGCAUUGGGCCGGGGUGCGGCGAUUACAAUGAAAGGUGGUACAAACAAAGGAGCGUCAGGGGUUGAGGGGGAGGGGUAAGAGUGGUUCUUUUUCAAGGAAUUACAUGAGCUAGGGAAUUCAUAUUCGAGGGCUAAGGACAGUACACCAUUGGUCGGCAAAGCAGCGUCUGUUAGGGGGCAAACGGUGUGCCCAGAGGCGAGCGUCUGAUUGGUAGUGGUGGUGAUCUUUUUUUUCUUUUUGCAAAGAAAAGAUUUCUUAUUUGUUAGAUUAACUUAGUUCCAAAUGUUGAAGUUUAUAAGUGCAUUGUCCAUUUCUUCCUGAUAACUUAAGCUUUUGAGUUGAACUCGUUGUUGUGUGCAACUUAACAAGAUACCAAAACCGGAGGUCUUAAGUUCGAAGGCAACUCAAGUCCUCUGCCCCCUUUAUUUUCAAGUGUGCGUCUCUUUGGCUGGCCUGUUGGAGGCAACCUAAGUCCUCCGAACCCUUAAGUCCUUUGCCCCCCUUAUUUUGAGUAGGGGUGUUAAAGUGUAUCGUCCACCUCUUUCUGGCAGCUUAAGCUUGCGGGUUGAAUCAGUCGGUGCACGCAACUUAACAACAAAGAUAGUAUCUUAUUUCACUAGUGCUAAUUUUUCUUUGUACCUACACAUCAUGUUGUCAUGUACUCCCUCUCUUCCAAUCCAAAUUAUAAGACGCUGCUAUGUCCUCUGGAAAAAACCAUUACUUUUUACUAUAUUAUCUAGAUAUAGUGUAUAUCUAGAUGCAUAUCAAAUUCUAUGUAUCUAGAAAUGACAAAACAAUUUAUAAUUUAUAAUGGAGGGAGUAGAUGCUUAUGCUGUUGGUAAGCUGUUGAACACUUUAUGCUCCUUUCUCUCUCCUUGCAUUUAGAAUAUUCACUUGGUGCUGCAGUGUGCCCCUUAUUCUUACUUGUUCCUUCUUAUCUAGAAAAUUAGCUAGUCCGUUUCUGAUCCAUUCAUUGGAGUUUGGCUGAUACCUACUUUCCUCGUUUUAUUAGAAAUAUUUCUCUAACAAUUAAUUAUGGGACUUGUUUUUAAUAUUUGGGAUAGUAUAUGGUUCAAAAUUUUAAUUAUUGACAGUUAAUUUUGGCUAUAUGCAAGGGCCCUCUAAAUCCAUGGAAAAAAGGUUUUGAGUUGAAAAGGUGUGCUUACUUAAAGUAAAUGAUAUGCUGAAUAAAUGAUAUGGACGGGCCAUGAUAUUGUUGUAGAUUGCUGGACAGAAAUGGUUAUAGCGCUGAGUUGAGUGAUGGUUGCUUGGAAGGAUUCUAUGGUCUUUCUCAAUAAUUGAUAGUAAAAGAAGGCGAAGUUAGAGUCGAAUAUCAGGAACAGGAAGAGCCUUUUUUUUAGUUGCAGGAAUGACAGGGUCCAUCUCAACACCUCCAACACUUGCUUAUUUCCAUCGGAAUCUAAUAGUUGGUGCUAAUUUAGGUUUUGCUUUUCUUUCCAUAUAUAUAUUUUGUAUGAUUCUUAUUAGAUUUUCUACAUGGAUGCAGCCCAGCCUCCACAAUUGCUCGACCUAGUGCAAUAAGUUGUAUUGUUGGUAUAGACCAGAUUUUGUUUCUUUUAGUUUAAGCACAGAUUUGUUUAUGUUUUUGAACGAGGUAACUAAAUGGGUUAUGUAUUGUACCUUCAAAAUUAGAAAACAUAGACAGAAUCUGUCAUUCAACAGUUAACUGUAUCAACUCAAAGUGUGCCAUGUAAACACAGAAUAUUUUACUAAUCACACCUUGAAUGCAAGGCAGAACUCCUGAUCUUUUUCUUCAAGAAAAAAAAUACCAAUCACCAACAUUUACUCUGUUUUGGAUGGUACCAACCUCCUCAAAUUCCAUACUAGUGUGUUGCAGCCUUAUAUUUGGAUGUGUUUCUGCUAAGACAUAUUUUGAGAACACCUACAACAACAGCUAGUGCAUGCCAUGUUUCCUAAGCGCAAUAAUACUUAGAAGUGCACACAUCCCUGCAUCCCAUGUCUCAAAAGAUGUUGCCAAGGCAGGCUAAGAUACAGGGCAAAGAAAGGGGGAUUCAAACUCCCCAUAAUUCUUUUCCCUUUAAUGGCUUUCUCUUCUUUUCUUUUCUUUUCUUUUAACUCCCCUCCUCUUUCUAGUUUUACGUGAUUCCCUUGUUCCUCGCGGGCCAAAGCGCGCUAAGAAUCAAAGGCACAAAGAUAGCUCACCCUCGGUUUCAGCAUCCCCUCCAAACAUCACUAUAAAUACCCCUGCACACACGCACCUUGCUGCAUCACCACCAUCUCACUUCAUAUACCACUCCCUAGGAGGACCCAGCAACACACACAGCCGAGCUUUGCUUAGGCAAGAUGAACAGGAAGCCAGGAGACUGGGACUGCAGGGCGUGCCAGCACCUCAACUUCAGCCGCCGAGACAUAUGCCAGCGCUGCAGCGAGCCACGUGGAGUUGCUGAUCGUGGCGGCGGAGGAGGAGGAGGCGACUACGCCAGCUUCGGUGGCCGCGGUGGCUCCUCCUUCGGCGGCGGCUUUGGCGCUGCUGGCUCUGACGUCCGGCCUGGUGACUGGUACUGCUCCUGCGGCGCGCACAACUUCGCCAGCCGCUCCAGCUGCUUCAAGUGCUCCGCCUACAAGGAGGAGGCCGCUGUGAACAGUGGCGCUGGCGGCUUUGACGGCGACAUGUCACGCUCACGGGGCUACGGCUUCGGCAGCGGUGCUGCUGGUGCUGGUGCUGGCGCUGCCCGUACUACCAACCGCCCCGGUUGGAAGUCCGGAGACUGGAUCUGCACCAGGUGCGUGUUACUAAACUUGAACCCUUCCACCUUGACUACAUGUUUCAUGGACGGGCGUGGUAUUCAUUCUGUCCAUGAAUCCAUGUGCUUGUUUUCUUGUCGUACGCAAGGUCUGAUGAGAAAAAAAAAGGAUUGUUUUAUCAGCAACAUGCUGGAGUAAGGGACAACAGAAUCGUCUGGCUAUGCUUUCUGUCUGUCUGUCUGCAUGCAUGAUAUAUUAGCGAUAACCUAGCCUCUAAAUCUUCUUAGGAGUUGCUGAUGUCUCAGUUAGUGGAUGAGUAGGUAGGUACUCUGCCAGUAUGCAUUUUACCUGUGAACACUCUGCUAACCUUUGUGCGUGCG
Molecule: messenger RNA, 5956 nt
Organism: Zea mays
Lineage: Eukaryota; Viridiplantae; Streptophyta; Magnoliopsida; Poales; Poaceae
Exons: 2
Coding region: 5175-5774 (199 amino acids)
Cellular component (GO): cytoplasm
Molecular function (GO): mRNA binding
Source: RefSeq, a predicted model, not a curated record